Molecule: messenger RNA, 10264 nt
Organism: Paramisgurnus dabryanus
Lineage: Eukaryota; Metazoa; Chordata; Actinopteri; Cypriniformes; Cobitidae
Gene: mgaa
Product: MAX dimerization protein MGA a
Biological process (GO): cell fate specification; regulation of transcription by RNA polymerase II; positive regulation of DNA-templated transcription
Cellular component (GO): nucleus; chromatin
Molecular function (GO): DNA-binding transcription factor activity, RNA polymerase II-specific; RNA polymerase II cis-regulatory region sequence-specific DNA binding; protein dimerization activity
Source: RefSeq, a predicted model, not a curated record
UAUAGCUGUAUCGUGCAAAGAAAUCCAUAAAGUUGGCUGAACGAGGGCGUUUUUUGUUACUUCGUGGUCAGAGCAGAUCGUCUCCCUCAGAAUCGCCCGCCAUUCGAGAUGGUUCGACGAGCACGCGCUCUCCGCGCCAACUUUUAGUUCGGGCCUAUUAGAGACGCGUCGUCGACGAAAAUAACUCACAAAAGGAUGUAGACUUGAAAUGAUCUGUGGUGAGAGAGUCUGAAGGUAUCCAGAUGACUUAUUAACUCCCAUGGCCGGUAAAAAGAAGCAGUGUGCAAUGGUGGUUCAUGAAGAGGGCAUGGCUGCCCCUACACUGGUACCUCCACCAGCACCUCCACCUACCUCGGCAGCUGCCCUUUUUGUUGUACUUAAACAGGUGCAUCCUGGUGAAAGUGUGCAGGACAAGGCUAGUUUGUUGGCCAUUAGUGAGGCAAAUAAUAUGGUGAAAUCUACUAUCAGUUCAGGUGCAACAGGCAUCAAUUCAACAUCAUCCACAUCACCUUCAGACACCAGCACACAUCCAGAGAACUUACCAGCAGAUACUAGAUGUAAGGGCAUCACAGUUACACUGGACAACAACAGUAUGUGGAAUGAAUUUAGUAGGUGCCAGACUGAAAUGAUUUUGACCAAGCAGGGUCGAAGGAUGUUCCCUUGCUGCCGCUUUCGUCUCUCUGGUAUGGAACCUUUCCAGAGUUACUUGCUGGCAAUGGAUAUUGUUCCAGUCAAUAAUUUCAGAUACAAAUGGAGUGGCAAAGGAUGGGAGCCUAAUGGGAAGGGGGAUCCCCAUGUUUCACGCUUGUUUGUGCACCCAGAAUCUCCUGCUACAGGCCUGCACUGGAUGCAAUGCCCUGUUUCAUUUUACAGACUGAAGCUUUGCAACAACACUUUGGACCAGGAGGGCCAUAUUAUUUUACACUCAAUGCACCGGUACCUUCCUCGACUUCAUAUCAUACCAGCUGACAAAUCCACUGGUGACAUUCAUAUAGACAGGCCAGAGGUUAUUACUCUCAGUUUUUCUCAAACAGAGUUCUUUGCAGUCACAUCUUAUCAAAACCUGCGCAUCACCCAGCUCAAAAUUGACUACAACCCGUUUGCCAAAGGUUUUAGGGAGGAUGCAGUCAAUGCUCGGUCUACGAAGGCCAAGAAUGGAAUAUUCACUGAAGAAACAGAGAAUGAGCUUAAGCUAAGCAAGGAGACUACUACCUUGAAUAAUUUAAGGAGUUUGUUUAUGAAGAGAAGUGCUGCUGCAAAAGUUGUUAAGGAUCAGAAUGUUCCCAGCCCAACAAACGAUGAGAGGAAAGUUGUUAAUGGCGAUGCUCUCGUGGUGGAAAGAGAUAAUAGUACUAAGAAGCGCCCCUUACCUGGAGCAUUUUCAGACUUCCUUAAAGGUGCUCAUGUAAAAGUCAAAAGGUUAACGCUGGAGAAUAUCCAGAAAAAUCUCAACUUGCAGACAGACACAUCUUGCAGUAGUGGAAAACAGGAGGUGUUGAAAGUAUCAUCCAAACCAGAAAAUGUAUUACAAGUUGGGGAAACUGUUAUGGAUGACAAUCACCAAUGUAACAACACAGACACAUGCUCAAAAGUAGAGUCAAUACAAGUAGAUGAGAAUAAAAUGAUAAUAGAUGAACACAAAAAUGACAAGAUUACAAUGGUAUCCAGUGAUCAAAAAGUACGAGAAACGGAUGAAAACAGAAUGGAAAACCUUCCUUCACUGGACAGUGAGACCAAGCCUGAAGCAAAGACAAACAAAACCUUGCCACACAAACGACCAGAACCUGUACCACUACCUCUUUUAGCUCAGUUUCUAAAACAGAGACAGUCUAAAACCAGAUCUAUCACCCCAAAACCCGAAGCUCCCUUGAACUCUAAACCUCACUCAACCCCUGAAAGUUCAACUGACUUGAUCUCUUACACUCCUUCUGCAAACACACACAUAGAAUCACAACAGUUGGUUACCUCAUUAUCUCAAACAGUUACAUCGUCAUCAUCAACAGCAGGUGCCAACAUGUCAUCUACGUCCACUACUUCAUUAUCAACCACUAUUAUUGCAGACCCAUUUAUACAAGUAGAAACACAAAAACCUUUACAAAUUCCAUCAUCUCCAUCUGUCAGUGAUCCAUUCCCUCUCCCCAACACUACCUCUCCUGUUAAACUUGAUGAUGAUCGAGAAAUGGACAGUAUUUCCAGUAUAUUUGGUAGUGCUGAUGGUGAUUCUAUGCAAGGUCUUGACAACAUUGUUUGUCUUGACAUUUCAUCAGUUUUUCCUUGUGAUGAUAUGCCUGACACUCAUUCUCCCACCAUUCCUGAUGAUAACACAGAUGCUAUCACUCCAGGUACGCCCACUGUCACCACAUACAACUUCGGUUUCGAUGUUUCACCUAGUAAGAACAGUGAGGUUAUUACUGGAGUUAUUCCCAACCAGGAACUUACUCCAGAACCUCAAGUGGUUGCGAAUAAAUCCGUUUCUGAUGUCCUAUUUGAGAGCUCCAAUGGUUUGAGUCCUGAGCUUUUACCACAAGAUGUCCCUCCAGAUACUCUGUCCACACAUGAUGAAUCCCUUUCCCUGCCAUUGGAUGAACCAUCUUCUCCAGCCUUUUCGUUACCUAGCCCAGCUCCUUCCUCACCUGACCCUUUUCCACCAGAUCUGUUUGGUGACAGGGUUGUACCACCCCGAAAGACCCUUGAUUCUUUCCCAGAAAGGCUACUGGAUUGCACUGGCAUACCCUCUUCUGACCUUUUCACACUAGGUUUAUAUGGUGAUAUACCUGAACUAACUAGAAACCCACUUGAAGCAGGGUUGUUGAAUGAACAAGUAGUUUUAACAGAUUUAUCUCCCAGGGAAUCAGUUAAUUUGUUCCCUGAAAGACCAUGUUCUGAUAAACCAGAUUCUGUUCAUGACAUUCAGUCAGCUGUUGAACCCAACUGUGAACCCAGUGAAACCACUGUUUCUGAACAUAUUGUUUCUGAGAUAACAAAACAGUCAUCUCAUGGAAACACAAAGAAAUCCAAGAAAAACCAGAAAAAAAUAGGAAAGUUGAAACACAUUGAAGACGAUGAAGUGUUUGAAAGACCUGCACCUGCCCCAAUGCAACCUAGCCUGGAGGAUGUGGAGGGACAAUUAUUUGUCUCAUUCAUGUCAAAGACAGCUCUUGAGAUUCACCUUGGAGAUGAUGCCAAAAAAGAGGUGGUGCAGAAAACAUUUGAAAAUUCAGAAGGGGGAAAUAGUGGAACUUUAGAGGAAAAGAUUAAGAUGCUUGAGAAAGAACUUUUAAAUGAUCUGCAACUGAUGAAGUACAGACAAGUCAUUCAUCCAGUGCUGCAAGAAGUUGGAUUGAAAUUGAAUUUGCUUGACGUCACCUUGGAGAUUGACCUGAAAUAUCUGGGCGUGCAAUUACCUAUACCUCCACCUGUCCUUCUACCUAAAACAAGUUCAACAUCAUCACAGGACCAAUUUAUUUCAAGAACAGGGAAAACAACCGACUUCACCAAAAUUAAGGGUUGGAGGGAUAAGUUUGUUGUUUCAAAACCCCAGAAUGAAGGUGAAUCGAGUGUAGAUCCAGUGCAGAAUAACCUCUCUGCAUUCUGCAGUGACAUGCUGGAUGAGUAUCUGGCCAGCGAGGGCAAGCUAAUUGAUGAACGAGCUGCCAACUUGUCUCAAACUGACACCACACCUGUGGCGUACCAGCUACCCACCAAGAGCACUAGCUAUGUCCGUACCCUGGAUAGUGUCCUUAAAAAUAAAAAACAAGUACCUACCUCUUUAUCUUCCACAUCUAUAAAUCAACCUUCUACAUACAAAAAAGUCAAGACGAAGUCCAAAGUGACCAAGAAACCUAAAAAUGGAAUAAAAUCUAAUACAGGGAAGCAAAAUUUAAGUAUUACUAAACCAGUCAACAGUGGGGAAAAAUUCCCUGUAAGCUUGAAAAAGCCCCAACAAAGCAAGAAAUGCAAAGUUAAGAAGGAAUCAAAUAGUUUAAAUGCUAAAAAGCUUACUGAAGAGACUCCUGCAGCGGUGGCAUUUGAUAAAACUCCUAGGGUCGAGGUCUCUGGAUCACCAGCAGUGAGCUGCACAAAUGGACGCAGUCUUGGUUUGCCCAAGACCCUGGUGAAGCUGAUGGAUGUGGAAGAUGGAGCAGUGUGGGAAGGCAAACGUCGUACCUACAUCACAGAAGAAAGAGCAGCCAUUGCACUAACUGCUCUUGUCACGGUUGAGGGUGUUUCAAAAGGAAACCCUGAUGCCUUGAGGAUUAUUAAACGACGGGCGCCACCAUGCCUUAACGUCUUUUGCAGACUUGGCUGUGUGUGUGCCAGUCUGCUUCACAUGAGGCGCCAUCAUCACUGUGGCAAACCAGAGUGCAUGUUAGGCUGUAGCUGUCUGCGACGUAAAGUUGUUGCCUUGAAGAACCCCAAAGAGGAAGAAAUGACAACAAAGGAGCCUAUACAACCGGGACAGUCAGAGGAGAACAAGGCAAAAUGGAAGAAGAACAAAAUGAGAAAAACUUACAUUCUAACAGAUCCUAUGGCAGCACCUGAGCCGGCCAAGCGUGUCAAUAAAUUAUGGGAUCGAAAAGGAGAAGAUUUUGAUUCAGAAAUAGUUUUCUCCCCCCCUCCGCAAAGAAAUCCCAGUCCACUGCUCCUGACCAAAGAGCUACAAGAAGACCUGGAAAGCUCCUUCAGUCCCCAGAAAAAAAACAUGAUAACGGGGAGAAAUUUGAAUUUUGAGGAGGACAAUGAUAUGGAGAGCAGUCAGACUUGCUCUCGCGUUCGACCGUUUCUCUGGAAGUGUCAAAAUAAGCAAAAACCGCUGGUUGACCAACAUCAGAUCUCCCAGGCCCCUACACAAGAUAUCGAGGAGGGUGAGCUUGUACCUGCUAAUUUGUCUGGCCCUGUCAAGCGCCUUGAGAUCGUAUCCGAGUGCAGAUGGUCAAGUAUAAACAGUAGAAAUUUGGUUAUGAAAAGGGUGUGCGAAUACAUGGCUCAAGAUCGUUUGAAGAAACCUUUUUGGCUCGACAACUACUAUAUUCAGCCAGUUUCCAAGACAAUUCAGGGAACAGAAGAGGAGCCUGUCCACAUCUACAAAGUUAACAUCUCUCAGCCAACGGAGAAGGAUAAAGAUAAUGAGACAGUUUCACAAAGUGAAGAAGAGUCCAGACAGCCUGUCAAGAAGAAUGAGGUGAAAGGCCUACCCUUUCUUUCUAGGUGUUCACCUGCAGGCUUUCUCAAAGCAGAGAUGAAAACUCCUUAUGCACCGGGCCAAAUAAUGGUCAAUGGAAAGGUGUACCCACAAGCCAAGCUGGAACUGGGAAAGAUGGGGGCUUUGCACCCUGCCAAUAGACUGGCAGCUUACAUCACAGGAAGAUUAUGUCCAGUCAGUCAGUCUGGUUCUAGUGUAGUACCCACAGCACCCACUAAAAAUACCUCUACCACUGCUUCAAUAACUAGUGUGGCUGCGGUAACUUCAGUUACCAGCACAACUCCUUCUACAACCACAUUGCUCAAGACUGCAGUGACCAACCCCCCAGUGGGACCGGUCUUCACCCAGUUUGUGGUCAACCACAUCAACUCUCAAAACCUGUCCAGCACUAGCACUCCAAACUUGCAGCAUUCUCCUCCAAAAAUUGUCAUCCCCUCCUCUUUGUUGAUGGCUGGGGUUCCUAGUGUUGCGUUGUCUCCUCUUAAAGCAGGCCUGGCUACCCAGGUGUCUGAGACUUCAGACUCCACAGGUAGCAACAAUUUUCCCACUGUUUCAAAAGUCCAAGCCCCUCCUAAAAUCACCAUCAUCAAUAAAUCGCCCAGCGUGCCGUUGGGUGGGUCUAGCAUAACUCCAACAGUGGUCUCUCCAUCUGGAUCAUCUCCUACUUCUGGGAAAAAAGUUGUGAUUACAGUUGUGUCUCGUAAUAUAGCGCCAACUAGUAGUGGUUCUCAGAUGGCAAAGUCCGUCCCACAGGUUCCGCCUUCACAGACCCCAGGACAAAAGAUGGUGCUUCAGGUGGUGAAAACGGCUGAUGGCAACACAUUGUACCGUAAUGCCAAUGGUCAACUCGUUCAAUUGGUGCCUUUAAGUCAGCUCAAAUCCAUGAACUCCAGCAUCCUUUCUAAAGGUCCAACAGCAACUUUGUUCCACUUGCCAACACCUCAAGCAGUUUCUCCGAAUAAACCUCAGAGCGUCACAACUACCACAGUCACAUCAUCCAGCCCAACAAGCCUCACACAGCCAAAAACUAUAAUCACCGUACAAGCCCCUACAUCUCUGGGUGGCAAGACAGUCACGUUCACUGCACCCAAGUCAGUCUCGUUCAGCAGCCUUCCAUCUACCAUUAAAGUUGCCCCAAGUUUUCUAGGACAAACUGGCACUUGCACCUUACGAAUUCUCGCUCCAAAUGCCGUUAUAGACCCUGGAAAUGCCACUCCAACCUCUUCCUCUAUCCUCUCACAAGGUGGCUUUACAUUGCUCAAGCCUAUGAGUUCAACUCCACAGAACCAAGAGUCCCCAAAGACCGUGGUUUCAGCUACCUCAGAUUUAACAAACAGUCCAGCCAGUCAGGUCCAAGGAUUGGUUGACUUGAGUAAGCCACCCGAGAUGGUUUCUACUGUGAAUACCUGUGACAUUACCAAGAUGGCUGAGCAAACCGCCGAAAACGCAUUAGCGCUACCAUCCUCUGCCGCCACUUCUCCAAAACCCACACAGUGUUCUGGAAAUGGUUCUAGCUCUUUGCAUAGUGAGCCAGGACAACAAGAACAUUCUGGUUCGGCAGCAAAUCCCAGUUUGAAAGAAACCGACUUGGAUGCAGGAAAGGAAGAGGGAGGGAUCAGUUCAGAUGAAUCAGAAUUGACUGACGACUCUGACUUGUACAGUGAAGAUGACGAAGAUGACACAGACAGUGAUUCUUAUGUAGAGGACGUAGAUGCGGAUGUGGAUUCAGAGGUGAAAGAUCAUGCAGAGGUGGAGGUUGAUAUUGAGAACUUUGAAGAGUCUACAGAAAAGAUUAAUAUUGAACUACUAAGGAGAUCUGCCAGAAAGAAUAAUCCACUUCAAAGUAACCCAGAGGAUGUUAUUGAGAGAAAUAAGAUCAGGGUUCAUCAGGAGAGAGCGAGGCGCUGUUCUUUGAGAGAAUGCUUUCACAACCUUAACUUACAACUCAAGUAUCCUUCAGUGCCACGCUCCAAAAUGAGCAUCCUCACAAUGAGUCGAGAAGAGAUUGAAUCUCUAAUUCGGCAGGAAGGGCUGUUAAUGAAGAAAAAACACAAGUUGGAAAAAAAGAGAGACCGAUACCUACAGAUGCUUUCCAUGUUGUCUGACAAGAGUGUACAAUCCAUCAGCGAGAAGGUUAAAGAAAUCAGUGCAAAACAGAAAGCUCUGGAGGCCCAAAAUCAAGAAGGAGAGAUGAAGUCUAAGCUUAAGCAUAGGAGGCCCAAACCCAGUACUAAACCCAACAAUUUCCCUAAAUUUAUCAAUACCAGUAGAAAAGUGCAAAAUGUAGCGCCGGCAAUCGAUGUGAACAACGUUUUAAAUCCCACACAUUCUCCCUCCAAACCAAUGGAUUUGAGUCUUAAGAAACAGAGAAGCUUUGAAACAUCUGACGGUGUUAUAGAAGUUGAUUCAACUUCAAAACCUAAGGAGCUUGAUGGUAGCAAAAACCCCUCUACAAUUCCUGUUAAAGAGAAAAGUAGCACAUCUAACCCUAUUCAGCGAGUCGCUAAUUCCAUUACAUCGGUGCCUGUACCAAUUCCUAUAAAACAUCCAUCGAUCCUACGCGAGAAAACGCGACCCAACAUCCUCUCACGCUCACAGAUCACACCAGUGUCUCCAGUCAAAGAUCCUCUUGUAUCUAACGUGUCUAUUCCUCAAGUGAUCCCUCUGGUCAACACCAUGGUACCAUGUAAUCAAAUCUUAACUCUAAGCAAGCCUCUUCAGCCAGUUGGCAUCGCAUCACUUGGGCCACAGCAGUCAACCACACCAGGUGUAGCAUCAGUGUGCAUAUCAGUGCCUGCAAUGCCUCAGCCACUCGGAGUAAAAAAUCCCCUUCCGAUGUUGCAGCCUCAGUUUAUCAACAUUUCAAACAGCCCUGUGAAGGUUAACACACACGUUGAAUCUAUCAACCUUCCAAACAUCGCCAAGGUCAUAUCUCUGGUUCCACCGGUUAACAGUCUGGUAGUACCACAGCAGGUUGUGCUUAAACAGAUAGACACUACAUCAGCUGUCCAGGCACAGCCCACCUCCGAGCAUCAGCAGAAACCUCAUCCUCUUUCAGAGGAAAGAGAGGCAGGUGAGAUUCAACCCAAGGAUUUAACCAAACAACCCGCAGGAGGAGAUGUGGUGACUACAUCCAACCAACAUGGAUCGGAUAGGAAGAAUCAAGAGGACAGCGAUGAUCCAGAAGAUGAAAAUCUAAUGUCUUUGCUAGAUGAACUUGUUCUUCUCAGUCAGCAGUUAAGCAAUGACUCCCCCGAACCAACAAAUGAAGAUCCGGGUGAGGAAAGCUUACAGUCUGAGCAUCAGGAAGAUACAGACCGGGAUGAUGAUCGAGCACUAAGCCCCUUAUUCCUAACGCUCGAUGAGGACCUAAUGUCUCCGGACUCCUCGAAAGAUGAAAUUGAUGAUAUCCCACCCAAAGUAGAUGACUUGGUCAAAGUCAUAUUUGGGUCCGAUUCACCAGUUUCGUCUGAAUCUGGGGUUACAAACGUUCAUAGUCCACAACCUCCAACAUCCAUUGCAAGUGAUGGUCUCAUUCCACCUCCUCUAUUGCACAUGAAAGCUGCAAGCGGGGGCGUUUCGGUUCACCCCACCAGCGAAGAGGUGACGUGGCGGCCGAUGCCUAAACUGGUUCCUUUAGGGUUAAAGACUCAGGAUGCCGUUGUAAAUAAAGUGACUGGUUCGGACUGAAAGGCGCAUGAUGUUUAGACACCCCCCAAUCGAUGAACUGGAUAUAGCUGCUGCUCACUUUAACAUGCCUAUGGACAAAGUAGGAGGUUUUUUAUGUAUUUAUUAUCUUAAAAGUCCUGUUGGGCCUCUGGAAUUUCCAAAGAAGCUUUCUUUUUGUUUAUUAUUGACCAGCAGGUUAACUGUAAUUUGACAGCAGGUUGCUGUGUCCAUAAAUAAAAAGCUGAUUUUGUAGAUUUGUACUCAUCCUGGCAGUUGUAGUUAUUGUUGUGGAAGCCGUUAACUUAUUUUAACCUCCAUAUUGGAGCACACCUAGAGUCCAUUUUAACGAAAAAUAAGCAUCUGUAUCUUUAAACAUAGGAAAAAUGUUUUGUUAGCGCAUAACGUUAAGGAAACUGUGUGAAGGUGAUACUGCUCCUAAUGGUCCGCAUUGGGCAUUAGGUGGAUUUCUGGGUGACCUUUAUCAGGAAUAAUUGAAUUUGCCCAGUGACUUUUAACAUAAGAAGCGUUUCACCCUUGACUUUAUCUGUUAAUGACCAUACACAAAUGUCAUUGUCUUGGCAUCUAGCUGAAUCAUGCAUCAUUAAUUAGGCUUUAUAAAAUUAAUGCAUAUUCUAAUUUCUAUAUAUAUAUAUAUAUAUAUAUAUAUAUAUAUAUAUAUAUACUUGUUGUGAGGGCCUUAAAUAUUUAAUAUGUCGGAUAUUGAUAAGAAAACAUUUCGCUAUUAGAGGAACGUAAGUAGCAAUACCGGCAUUAAAACGGUGCACCAUCUUUGAUUUUAACAGUGUCUGACGCACUGCAGUUUUGUUUUUGUGUUUCCCAGUUAGCUUUUAUAAGUAUUCAAAGCAUUUUAUGUACAUUUAUGACAUUUGAAAUGACUGUAAACAAAAACCUCAACUUUCUGUUUGUGCUUUGGCAUUGUAAAAGGGUUUUAAUGUUAUUAAACCGCAAUUGUUAAGUGUUUAUUAAGGUGGUUGACUGCGAGGCAGCCCAAAGUUUGAUCAUAAGAAAUUUAGUAUCCCUAUGCAAUUUUUCAUGUUUGGUGUAGGAAUAUAUAUCUGGAGGAAAUGAGUACACUAAAGCUUUGUAGGAAAACAGGCUGGAUAACAUAAGAUGCAAUGUGUUGUUUUAUAUAUUUUAUGCUACACUGGUUUAUUUUGUAAAUUAGUUUGCAUUUUGUUAUGUGUAUAUUGUAUUGGUGUUACAGAUUUCUUGGACAUUGUAAAUAUGUAAUAUGUACUACUUUGCAGACUGCUAUACUGUUUAAAAAUACUUAUUUUUUAUAUGCUAUAAGUCAGUGCGCUCUCAUCUUUUUUUGUGAAAGGGAUAGGAUGCUGUAUUUACAUUUAAGUCAAUAAAAAAUGUGUGAAAAGA